UCUGGCGAUGAAAACCGGAGUGCGCAACUCAUCGCUUUCCUGUUCCUGACUUCCGGAGGAGGGAGAGGAUUGAGGGAGGGAACUGUCACUCUACCAGUAGAUCUCAAUUGUAGUUGCUCACGAUUAUGGCAUACUACAGCAAGUCACCCUGGGGGGGGGGUGAGGAGAAGGGAAAAUGGGGGGGAGUGGGAGAGUUCCCUUGCAUCCGCAUGGGUGAGAAAGCUCGCACGCCGCGGCCGAUGGGAGGUCGCUUCAUACGGUAUCUUCCCCGAUGGGUUGUUCAAUGGAUCGUCGAGCGGUCUAUGGAGGGCAAGUCGGGUUUGAAGUCUGCGCCUGCUGCUAAGAAGACCGGCUUCCAUAAAGUAACUCUGGGCAUCUGCUUCGUCUUCGCCAUGCUGUUCGUGAUGAGUUACUCGUCGUCUCCUGAGGUGAUCGCGUUCCUGGAAGUGUUGACUGCUCCUCUGACGCAAGUGGCAGGAAUUUUCGCGACAGCUACGGAAGCAUUCCGUUCGUUCAGGGCAACCUACGUGGCGCCGGCAAUGCAAUCGGUUAUCAACGUGCUGAUCAUCGUGUUCGCCGUGCAGUCACUGGACACGCUGGGGAUGACGCUCAUCUCGUUUUACCUUUCGUUCACSGGUUGGAGACCUCCGGUGGUYGCUCCUAUGAAGCAACCGCGCUCUUCGGAUCCGGAAAACCCGACGAGCAAGACGGAGACAAYUUACCCGCGUGUGAUGAUCCAGAUCCCGAUGUUCAACGAGCGGGAGUGCUACAAGAUAUCGAUCGGAGCGUGCUCGCAGCUCGAUUGGCCGCGUGACAAACUCGUCAUCCAGGUGCUGGACGACUCGAAUAACGAAGAGAUCAAGGAGAUGGUGAAGGAGGAGGUGAGCAGAUGGCAGAGCCAGGGCGUUAACAUYGACUACCGCCACAGAGUCGAUCGGACGGGGUACAAGGGCGGGUCUUUGAAGGAAGGCAUGAAGGCGCCGUACGUGAAGGAGUGCGACUUUGUGGCUGUGUUUGACGCCGAUUUCCAGCCAMGACCUGAYUGGCUGYUGAGGACGGUGCCRUAUUUCAAGGACGAUCCGAAGCUCGCUCUCGUUCAGACGCGCUGGGAGUACAGCAACCAAUUCUGCAAYCUGCUGACGCGCUUCCAGUUCAUCAACAUGUCUUAUCACUUCCAGGUGGAGCAGCAGGUCAUGGGAGCCACGAUGGGCUUUUUCGGUUUCAACGGAACUGGCGGCAUCUGGAGAAUCGCAGCCGUKAACGAGUGCGGAGGAUGGGAUGUGAGGACKACCGUCGAAGAUAUGGACAUCGCUGUCAGAGCGCACAUCCACGGUUGGAAGUUCGUCUUCCUGAACGACGUGCGCGUGCCUUGCGAGCUGCCUCAGACUCUGGAAGCGUACACGCGCCAGCAGCACAGAUGGCACGCUGGGCCGAUGAACCUGUUCCGGCUGCUGUUCAAGAGAAUCUUGACGUCGAAGGCGUUGACGCUGGCGAGCAAGUUCAAUCUGAUCGUUCUCUUCUUCUUCGUCAGGCGUCUCCUCGUGCCCACGGUGAAUUUCAUGCUUUUCGUUCUCCUCCUCCCGCUCUCCCUAUUCGUCCCCGAAGCUAACAUCCCGAUCUGGGUCACGUACACGUUCCCCAUGUUCUUGUCCUUCUUCAGGAUGCUCCUGUGCCCGGCGCUGUUUCCGUACAUGUUCCCGUACCUCUUCUUCGAGAACACUAUGGUCAUGACGAAACUGAGCGCGAACGUCCAGGGCCUGUUCCAGUUCGGCCGAGUGAACGAGUGGAUCGUCACGCAGAAGGUCGGAGCGUUGGCCAAGCCCGGAGAGGCAGUCGCGGCCAAGAAGAAGAAGUCUAUCAAGAUCUUCAAGCGAGAGCUGGCCAUGUCCAUAUUCCUUUUGCUAGCGGCGAUCCAGAGUCUGGCGAUCGAGAAGGGCAUCCACUUCUACAUCUUCUUGUCUGUCGAGGAUGAUGAUGAUGAGGCGUGCAGGUCUGUCAAGAAUGAUGAUGAUGAUGAUGAGGCGUGCAGGUCUGCCAGCAGCUUCGUCUUCAAUAGUAUCGUGCUGAAGUCAUCAGCUUCGGAAAGAACUGUUGGUCGUGAAAUUGGACUCGAGGUGGGACCGAGAUCGAAUGCGCCAUUCCUAGGAUGGGUGAUCACAGGUGUCGGGUUAGUUUUGACGAUGUCGCAGUUCGGUGUUUUUGAGGUCCUCGUUGAGUUCUUCGCCCAUGAUGAUGAUGAUGAUGAUGAUGAUGAUGAUGAUGAUGAUGAGAAUGAUAAGGAUGUGAGGAUGAUGAUGACGAAGAUCAAAACGGAAAAGAGUGUUGAUAUUGUGGCAAGUUCACAACUCCUUGGACGGGCGGAUCGUCGUGUACUUGUCGGUUAUUAUGGUUAAGGGGCAGAACAGGGGGAGGGAAUCCGUCGUUAAUGCUUCCGACCCUCUGAGAGUUGAGCAGCAGGGACGCGACGGUUGAAGGAUGGAACUGGCGUUUGGAGGAUGAAUGAAUGAUUGGGUGAAUGGAGGUUGUCAUCGAUUGUUUCACGUUGAAGAUCAUUACCAUCGGACUGCUUGUCGGCAGCGAAGAAUUUGAAGGACGAGAGGCUGCUAAACAGCGAGAAAGGCGAAACUUGGACGGAUGAAUGAGCAAUCGAUUGAUCUAGUGAACGGUUAAUUGGGAGAGAUGGUCUUACUUCGGAGGGCAAGUGCUUGGACGUACGUUGAAUAUUGCCAAGAAAUGGAGAUGUGUAUAAGAGACAGGAAAUGGGCUGCCGAUCCAACGACUACCGUGGGAAGGAUGGGAGCCUUGCCUCAUGCAUGAUGUUUUGUUCGAAGUCGUACAAUCGCAGAUGAGCGCUUCUUCUAUCUAGGAUUUGAAUGGUUGCACUACCGUCUUCCCCCGAACAUAACGCACCCUAAAUAUGAAUGUAUACAAGCUAUAUUUCCGGCCAUUUACAGCCAAAAUGAGGGUGCGCUGUGUUCGGGGGAAGACGGUAGUUUAUUAUCGCCUCUGUAACCUGAGCUCUCGUUUAUUUCCCGCUCUUUCCGUUUUCUCUGAUUUACCGUUGAGAGGGUUGUGUAGGGAACGGAAGACGAGGUGCAUUGUUCGUGUCGAAUUUGGAAUUUAAGCAGUUUCUUUUCUGAUGUAGGUGAGAUGAUGAUAUGAUGUGCUCCGAUUGAAUUUGCUCGCUGAUGCUUGUGCUUGAUCAUUGUGCUCAGUUUAGUUUUGCGCGCUGAGAAUAUGGCUUGUCGAUCCGUGGAAGGGUAAGUUGAAAACGCGGGUGAGGGAGAGCAGAUUGACGGUCGUGAUGAUUGCUUCAAGACGAGGGAGAGAGUAUUGCAGGAGGAGAUGACACUUGCCAAUCUAUAUUCUUCUUGCCCUGAGAGUUAAGUAAUCGGCAGUCGAAUGCCCAAGAAAGAUGGCAGAGGUAGGUGUGAUGUACCUGAAAGUUUUUUGAAACUACUCGCCGGUCUUGAUGGCUGGGAUUUACCUGGGAAUGACAGCUGGCGAUCUGGCAAAGGAGAAUGAAGUAAUGUUUUGAAUGGAUCCUCGGUAUCGUGUUUACAACAGUAGAUGUGAUUGGUCAACGAUCGAGGGACUGCCUUCGCUAUCCCUUCGCUAGUCGUUGAAAUAGUGGCGCCUUCUUUCUACUAUCGAUUUUUUCCUGCCGACGGUUCUUGGAGAGGGGUAGCGUUAUGCGAUUUUGCUCAAGCGUUGCACGGCUUCGGUCACCCUUUCACAUUCCGAAAGGGCGGAUCAGAUUCAGAAGGGUAUGCUGGUGAUGGAAAUGCUCUGGUUCGUGCAGACGAGUGUCUCUUAUUUGCCGGGGAGGGGGUUUUGCUAGUGCGCCCUUGGGAUGGGGUGCGUGAAUAAUUCUUUCAGGUUGGUUGGUUCGGCUUGUUUUUCACUAUUUUUCGUCUUCUGAAAGGAACCCCAUUCGCAAGACCUCCUCUAUCUCAGCGGUGGUCAUCGAACAGCCAGAUUGAGGUCUUGACUGUCAGGCUGCUCCAUCAAUUGGUUGGUGGGGGGAGCAAUACCUGCUGGAAACCGGGUACAGCGUCCCUGAGCAACAUCGUCGUCGUACGGGUCCAGCUUCCCUGAGCAACAUCGUCGUCGUACGAUUUAUAUUCGGAACCAUCGGUUGGUACGGCUGGUAAUUGUGCCGAUUGUGGAUACCUAUUUUUUGGAGCUAAUAAAAGUUUCUCACCUAA
This is a messenger RNA of Chara braunii, 4208 nucleotides long. NCBI's taxonomy places the organism in Eukaryota, Viridiplantae, Streptophyta, Charophyceae, Charales, Characeae. The record is from the annotation of a GenBank genome assembly.